Messenger RNA from Corythoichthys intestinalis (scribbled pipefish), 968 nucleotides. RefSeq names its product phosphoribosyl transferase domain containing 1a (gene prtfdc1a). Gene Ontology annotation, cellular component: cytosol. The transcript is spliced from 10 exons. Lineage: Eukaryota; Metazoa; Chordata; Actinopteri; Syngnathiformes; Syngnathidae. Gene Ontology annotation, molecular function: hypoxanthine phosphoribosyltransferase activity; magnesium ion binding. The record is from RefSeq and is a predicted model, not a curated record. Gene Ontology annotation, biological process: IMP salvage; GMP salvage; hypoxanthine metabolic process. The coding region runs from base 87 to 749 and encodes 220 amino acids.
GCGUGAUCGUGAAGACGACUAAAUCCAGCAAUAGCAGGUCCGCUGUGAACUCUGUGACCUCCGGUGGGACUAUUUGCACUCAAGUAAUGGAGAACUCCGGCAAGAGAAGAGGAAUUGUGAUUAAAGACGAAUGGCCAGGUUAUAGUCUGGAUUUGUUCACCUACCCGGAGCACUACCGCGACGACAUCGACAACGUUUACAUCCCACACGGGGUGGUCAUGAACAGGACCGAGCGGCUGGCCCGUUACAUCGCCGAGGACUUUGCCGACGACAACAUCGUGGUUCUGUGCGUGCUGAAGGGCGGCUACAAGUUCUGCGCCGACCUGGUGGAGUGCAUCAAAGUACUGGGACGCAAUUCCGGAAAGUACUUGGAGACACGCGUGGAGUUUAUACGACUCAAGAGUUACCUGAAUGACCAAUCAACAGAGGAUCUGCACAUCAUAGGCAGCCGAGAUCUGUCCUUUCUCUGUGGAAAGAGCGUCCUCAUUGUUGAGGCCAUCGUUGACACAGGCAAGACAAUGAAGGCCCUUCUGAAGCAUGUGGAGACCUUUCAACCCAAGAUGGUCAAGGUCGCGGGUCUGCUGGUGAAGCGAGUCCCCAACAUGGAUGAAAACCUGACUGACUAUGUGGGCUUUGAAAUCCCCAAUCGCUUUGUAGUGGGCUACGCUUUGGACUACAACGAGUACUUCCGGGACCUCAAUCAUAUCUGCGUCAUCAGCAAGACAGGCAAGCAGAAGUACAAGGUUUGACUCAAGCUCUGAAGGAUAAAAACAAACCAACAAAAAAGGCAAAAUAUGCAUUUGUACAGUAUUGAAUGCACUUGUUGGCAUUCAUUUUUGUGUAUGUUUGAGAGAUUGACACAAAAACUGCCAUUAGUGGCAGAUGGCGAGAGAUUACUGGAGUUGGCAUCGAAUGCAACUCGCUCUGACUCAUGGAAAACGCACACACAUGUGAGCAGGCGCCUCAAA